AUGUUUACCUGGCGACAAAAAGAGUAUAGAUUUUACCAGUCCCUGGGCGGUAUGUCUGCUAUAUCUCCGCAAAUGAGAAAUUUAAUGAGUAUGCCUUACAAGGGCGCACAUCACGUUAGCUUGGCUGGUGGGGAUAUGCGACAACAAGGAAUGGACAGGGAAACUUUCAAAGUCAUGUGGGAAAUGUCCGAGCCCAACAACCCCGCCGAGAGGUGCUUCAUGCGAAUUCCACAACAAGAGCAUUUCUGUGGAACCAAGGAGGCUUAUCAAGGGUUGGAUGUUAUGCCCGAGUUUCGAGAGAUGAGACAAGAAGAAUUGACUCAAGGAGCAGAUUCUGGAGCGGCAUUCAAUACUAUACGAUUGACACCCGUCUAUCUACCAUACCUUAUCCACCCCAGGGAGCGUUUUACUUCCACUAAGCCAGACGCGAUUGUCGUCUGCGCCGGAAUUGGAGCUCGAAACUUAGGAGGUGUAGAAGAUAAGGAUGUGUACCCCGUGCGUGGCCAAGUUGUGCUCAUUCGUGCACCAUGGGUAAAGUUUGGACGGACCAAGAGCGAAUCUGAUGACACCUGGACGUACGUUAUCCCGAGGCGAAGCGGAGAUGUAAUAUUAGGCGGUACAAAAGGUGUAAACGAUUGGUAUCCUUCGGCCCGACCAGCGACCAUAGACGACAUUAUCUCGCGUACGCUGGCAAUUGCGCCAGAGAUUGCGCCUCCGUUCUCCAGAGAGGGAGGAAGACACCUACAGUAA
Molecule: messenger RNA, 750 nt
Organism: Rhizoctonia solani
Lineage: Eukaryota; Fungi; Basidiomycota; Agaricomycetes; Cantharellales; Ceratobasidiaceae
Product: FAD-dependent oxidoreductase
Exons: 6
Coding region: 1-750 (249 amino acids)
Molecular function (GO): D-amino-acid oxidase activity; FAD binding
Source: RefSeq, a predicted model, not a curated record